Molecule: messenger RNA, 970 nt
Organism: Laetiporus sulphureus 93-53
Lineage: Eukaryota; Fungi; Basidiomycota; Agaricomycetes; Polyporales; Laetiporaceae
Exons: 6
Coding region: 79-567 (162 amino acids)
Source: RefSeq, a predicted model, not a curated record
CAGAACUCGACUGGAGUGUUUUCUCAGAGGCCUUCACUGGUGGCAUUGUUGUUGAGAGACGGUACAAUUCAGUUUGUAAUGUUAUUACUGCUGGACGUCAGCGUCAGCAUACUAUCACUUAUUGGCCAGAACGCCCUAUACAUUGUCGGCAAUGUAGACAAACCGCUCACCACAAUUCUUGUCUCUCGUAUUUUGCUAAACAUCCAAGAAACGGCCCGACCCGCGCAGAGGCAGCAAACCGAUACUCCCUCGUUUGUGCGCUCAGGCCAUGGCGUGCAGACCGAAGCGGACAUCGACAUUCCCAGCCUUGUGAUCCCUUCUGAUGCCUCAAACAGCAUCCCCGCAAUCGGUCCAGAGACGGAACCUUCCGUAGCCACCGCCAACCGGGUAAACGCUGUUGUGGACGAGUCAAUGGUCGCCGGACCUUCGAAUCAACACCGUCAUCGCGAAGUACAGGAAGUUGAGGUACCCAUGGAGGCUGGGCCCUCUGGUCAAGGCCGCGAGGACGAUGUGGAGCAAGGGCAGGCGGAGGGAGAGGCCGCGGAGGAUUGGGAGGACGAGUACUAAGAUGAGGUGCUGAGUUGUUCGUGUAACGUGCUUUGGAAUCUGAUGUGAGAGGCCCCGGUGCGACCUGCGCCACCGGCGUGGGAGAGUAGUAGCGCGCGUGUAUAUAAUAGGGCGCGGCUACAAUGGGACGGGCCAUCGGUUUGGCCCCGUGGAGCCAUCUUCUAGAGAGCGGGCGACUCCCAAACUCCUGGCCGCGCAGUGGGCUGGCUGGGAAAGUCAACAUUAUGUACUUUAGGUCCGCAAUUCUUUCUCUAUAUCGAAACUUUCCUAUGCUAGGCCGCAGGUGUCCUGGUUCCGUAUUUAUUGGUUUUUGGAAAAUCGUACAAUCUUCGCUGUCAUACACCCCUCAUACUAUAUGGUACUACGCACGCAUCCGGAUUUCUAUUCAUGUAUUUUUUUGUCU